Plasmopara halstedii is the source of this 2265-nucleotide messenger RNA. RefSeq names its product Armadillo-type fold. NCBI's taxonomy places the organism in Eukaryota, Oomycota, Peronosporomycetes, Peronosporales, Peronosporaceae. The transcript has 2 exons. Gene Ontology annotation, biological process: rRNA processing. The record is from RefSeq and is a predicted model, not a curated record. The coding region runs from base 1 to 2265 and encodes 754 amino acids. Gene Ontology annotation, cellular component: nucleus.
AUGGCAGCGAACUCUCGCGCCGUUGAGACGGCCUUAGCACGAAACUUGCUUUCAUCGAUCCUUGCCUUAGCAAUUUCUAGUGAUUUGGAUACUAAUAAUGCUGCUAUUGAGACCUUUAUGAGCCAGCAGGUGAUUCUGUGCGAGGCCCUGGAACGCCAUAACGUAUUCGGACUUGUGACAGACGGCAAAGCGUUAUCGAAAUGGCAAAACAGAUUGAUAGAGUUCAUAGGAGGCUCAUCAAAAGCCAGUCGUAUAGGCUGGGAGCUUAUGCUAAUAACAAUACGUCAAAGUCCACUGGAACGGCUUGAAGCCCUGACGGUAAAUCUGCUGGACCGCGCCGUAAAAGUUUUCAAGCGGCAGCAAUCGAGUAACAAUAUCGACGAGACUAUGGCGCAUACUAUAGUUGCAAUAUGUGGCGUGAUGCGUGUACUGCUACUUCAUGUGGAAAAGUACAACCCAGAGACGCGCCGUGAAGCGCUGGAAUUACUGCCGAAGCUGCUGCAGUCAUUGGUGGUGCUAAUGUUACACACCACCAAUGCUUCAAUGGCAAUCGCACAAUUUAAACUCGUUUCGAUGCUCAUGUGUGAGACUCCCAAUGCUUUAAGAGGCUUUGCUGUAAAGAUUGAGUCUGCAUGCGUGAAUGUGCUGUUCUCCAAUGUUGACGGAUGCGCUGUCAAUGAAAAGGUGGUUGAGGAAGCGACAGUGUGUUUGGCAACGCUAUGUAAUGUGUUUGAUGAUUCACAGCAAGUGUGGAUUCAGAUGGUCCAGAAAGCCUUGGAGGUUGCCCACCAACAGCUUGACUUACUCGCAAAAAAUCGCGUCACCAUGGCCCCGGUGGAGGAAGUCACAAAAAAAAAGCCGUGGGCUCAAGAAGUCAUUAGUCACCAGUUGCCAAUCUACCAGCGUGUCAGCUUAACGCUAAAUCGAAUGGUUUAUGCAUUACGCGUGCUACACGAAUUGCUCAAUGUUAGUGUUCGCAUCAAAACUCGUCGACAUGUUUCGGAACGUGAAGUCCAACAAGUGUUGUCAGACAUUAUUUCAUUUGUGCGUCGUGCGAUGGGAGUUCGCGCACACGAGGUCGGCAAGCAUACGGGUUUAUCAGACGAUGGUGUGCGUUUCCCAGUAAGCGUUGUUUAUGCUGUGCUACCGUGUGUUCACGUACAAGCCCUUCGUGUUUUAAGCGCUACAAUUGAGCGUGCUGGUAUAUGCGCUUUACGUCAUGCUGGCAAGGUAACUCGCGUGCUUCUACUCGCUUCUGAAAGCGUAGGUGACGGUGAAGAUUUGAAGGCUUUGGCCGAUGCUACAUCAGUUUGCGCGCGUUGUCUAGGGGCCAGCACUGUUGAAAAAUUAGGUGUCCCUUUGCUCAACGAGUUGAUCUUGCGCUGCGAACGCACUCUAGACGAUGAGGCAAGCUCGAUAUGUUCCUUUAAACCCGUAGCUUCAGUUCAGCACAACGACUUGAAGAACAGUGGGAAUAAGAGCAAGAAGCGGAAGCGUCAAGCGGCCGCUGCAGCAACUUUGGCGGCUUUAAAAAAUGGCAAUGCGGCUACAAAUACUAGAUUCGUGUCAUUGCGUGACGAGACUGUGAUCGCAUCGAACCUAAACGCAAUUUUAAUGGCUGUUGCUACUUGCGUGAGUGUUUAUGGAAGCUUGCUUCCACAGCAAUGUCGUUCGUUGACUAGUAAGCUGAUUCUGAAGUCCGUCCAGUGUCGACACGUGGUCUUAAGCCAAGAUCCUUCUGUCGUUGACCCUGUGGUGCUUGCUCUUUUAUCAGAUGCAUUGACAGCCGAUGCUUUGGGUUCACAUGGGGCAAAUUUACUUGAAGGAAAUUGCUAUUGGCAACGUCGUAGCAUCGGAAUCAGUACUGCUUCGUCAACACUCCAGCUGAUUGCACUCAAUGCCAGCGAGGCGGUGGUGCACCCGCGAGCACCACCGAUAAGCAUCAAUUUCCAACAGCACUCAAACAAGGAAGAGAACCAUAAUAGUUUUAGUGAUAUUUUAAAGCCCACAAAGGAGUUUACAAUACAGGGAGAUGUAAUGGACUGGGACGAAAACGAGCAAAAUAACUGCGAUGAUGAAGAUGGCAAGGCGGCGCCUAAGGAUGUUGAGCGCAUGCAGGUUGACGACAUAAGCAACAAGAAGCACGACGCCGAAGAAGGGGACGACGGGCCCACUGCGCAGUGGAUGAACGAGAAGUCUGACACAUUUGGUGAGGCUGACCAGGAUGAUGAUGACUUCCCCGAUAUUGUAGUGGAUGAUGAAUAG